Molecule: messenger RNA, 765 nt
Organism: Theobroma cacao (cacao)
Lineage: Eukaryota; Viridiplantae; Streptophyta; Magnoliopsida; Malvales; Malvaceae
Product: Thioredoxin superfamily protein
Source: RefSeq, a predicted model, not a curated record
CCAAAAGCAAAAACAAAAACUAUAAAAUACUGGUGACUGACUGCCUGACUGACUCGUGAGCUUUGGCAAAAUGCUAUCCAAAGGAGUGGGAACAAUGGCAACAACGGCAACUAUGGCGGCAAGAUCUUUAUCCAUAGCUCACAAUCCCAGGCAUAAACUCAAAUGGGUUUUCACUCCUUUGUCAUUUUGUUCCUCAGCAACCGGAGCAAGAAAGCUGGUUCUCUACUCAAAGCCUGGUUGCUGUUUGUGCGAUGGCCUCAAAGAAAAACUCCAGGCCGCCUUUUCAAUUUCCGGCCCAGACUCGCUCCACGACGUCACUUUACAGGUGAGGGAUAUUACCAGCAAUCCUGAAUGGGAGGAGGCAUACCAGUAUGAGGUACCUGUUUUAGCCAAAGUACUCUCUGAUGGCACCGAGGAAAUACUGCCUAGAUUAUCUCCUCGACUUGGGGUGGAGCUUGUCCAAAAGAAGAUAGCAGCUGCUUUUAGACAGUAAGAGGUCUCUGUGUAAUUUUUUGUUAUAUGAUGGCUAUUGAAGCAUAUGUACAACUAUGAAGGAAAAUGAUUUUGAUAUAUAUCAUGUCAUUUUACUAAGUUUGACUAGGUCCAGCAAAAAUCUAGCAGUCAUCUCUGUGAUUUGCUCUGAUAAACAAAUAGCCCUUUCCAUUUCCUUUAUAUUAUUAAUUCCAUGCAACAAAAGCAGACCACUUUAGGGUCUGGAAAAAGAUAAAAGUGGAAAAUUGCAUCAAUCAUGGUUCUUUAUUGUCA